GUGCUAACCAAGGACUCUGUGACGGUGUCUGUGGACGCUGUAGUCUACUACCGCGUCCACAACGCCACCAUAUCCAUCGCCAACGUGGAGAACGCGCACCAUUCCACCCGCCUCCUGGCCCAGACCACGCUCCGCAAUACCAUGGGAACUCGACCCCUGCAUGAGAUCCUGAGCGAGCGCGAGACCAUCUCAGGAAACAUGCAGCUCUCCCUGGAUGAGGCGACCGAGGCCUGGGGCAUCAAGGUGGAGCGCGUUGAGAUCAAGGACGUCCGUCUCCCGGUGCAACUGCAACGCGCCAUGGCAGCUGAGGCCGAGGCGGCCCGUGAGGCCCGCGCCAAGGUCAUCGCUGCUGAGGGCGAGCAGAAGGCCUCCAGGGCCCUCCGCGAGGCCUCGGAGGUCAUUGGCGACAGCCCGGCAGCUUUGCAACUACGAUACCUGCAGACGCUCAACACCAUCUCGGCUGAAAAGAACUCGACCAUUGUUUUCCCGCUGCCGAUCGACCUCCUGACGUACUUCAUGAAGGCCAAGGAAGAGACCAUGUAAAGCGACCCCUGACGAAACGCAUUAAAACGGACUAAGAUAAAUAUGAUCGGAUGAACACAACCAAACUACUGGGUGAAUAUUUGGAAACAGUCAGUGGGAAAUGCACACCUCGUCGUUUUUUUUAUUAUUUUUAGUUAAUAGGGGGGAUGGGCCUCUUUAGCAUUGGUCUGCAACCUGUCUAGGA
Ostrinia furnacalis (Asian corn borer) is the source of this 727-nucleotide messenger RNA. RefSeq names its product band 7 protein AGAP004871. The record is from RefSeq and is a predicted model, not a curated record. The transcript has 3 exons. NCBI's taxonomy places the organism in Eukaryota, Metazoa, Arthropoda, Insecta, Lepidoptera, Crambidae. Gene Ontology annotation, cellular component: plasma membrane. The annotation marks the transcript as partial.